Messenger RNA from Pseudogymnoascus verrucosus, 1062 nucleotides. RefSeq lists its product as uncharacterized. Lineage: Eukaryota; Fungi; Ascomycota; Leotiomycetes; Thelebolales; Thelebolaceae. The record is from RefSeq and is a predicted model, not a curated record. The coding region runs from base 1 to 1062 and encodes 353 amino acids. The transcript is spliced from 2 exons. Gene Ontology annotation, molecular function: zinc ion binding.
AUGGAGCCGGUUACUCCCACCAAAUCUGGCGGAGGGAGACAGUUGAGCGGUAGUCCGAUCAAGAUGCAAUCCAAAAAGGGCCUCUUCGUGGAUGGUGUCUGGCGCUGCAAUUGCUCUCCACGAAUGCCAGCUUCCCAUUUCCAGGUCAAGAAGGAAUCAGUGAACAAGGGCCGAUGGUUCUAUACAUGUCAAGAGCCGAAGGAGCAGUCCUGCGGGUUCUUUCUUUGGGACGAUGAUGCAAAAAGUAGGGAGAUGAGGACUGUGCUUCAUAAUUCGAGGUCAGAAGCGGGACCGUCUACAACCCCGAAGAAACCCAACAGCCGAGCAGAAGAUACGGAGCGAAGCGGGGGUUAUGAUACGAUGAAUGGGGGAAAGGUUAUUGAUCUGGACAAGGAUGACGAGGAUGAAUAUGGAGAGUGGCCAUUGGGCGCUGAAGACGAGAUCGAGGCUGUGGAGGCUGCAGAGAGGGCAUCAUCUAUGAAGCCACCUGAGACACCGCGCAAAGCACUGAAGACGAGCGAUUUUUCAACUCCGGGGAGUAAGAGGAUACGGAGCGGAGAAGGUCCAUGGCCUACGCCAGCCACUACUGCAACAACGCGGGAUGAGGAUGUAUUCAGAACCCCCAUAUCCGCUCGUCUAGAACCCUUGGGGCUAGCCAGCGCCUCCAAACGCGGCCUCAUGAGCCCUUCUGCAUCACCAACCCCCAAUCGGCGACUUGAUUUCACUUCUGUGGCUGAGACUCGCGGCAGCAGAUCGGCAGAUUAUGACAUUACAGCAGAGGUCCUGCAGCUGCUUGAAGGGCAGCCAAUCGAAGACGAGACCAUCGCCAAUUUACGGAAUCUACUUAAUCGAUAUGCCCUGAAGAAUUCAGGCAUCGAGAAGGGCCGAGAUGUCACUCGGCUUGCGCUGAAGGCUAGAGACGCUAAAAUCGAAGACCUGCAGCAGCAGGUUGCGACCCUGGAGUCUAAGCGCGAGAUGGACAAGGCCAUUAUUAGGCACUUCAAGGAUGACAUGUCUGCAAGCGUUACCAGGAGAGGUCGAGGACGAGGGCGGGGAAGCUGA